ACAACAAACUGCGCCGUGUGUUUGAGCCAAGUCGGUGUGUAUAAAAAGGCAGCUGCGUCCCCAGAGCAGCCUGCUUCGUUUGAACCCCGCCGUCCAACAUGAAGCUUCUCACGCCGGCCCUGCUCGGCGCAUGUCUCGCCUUGGCGUUCGCGGCCCCCGCUGGAAAUGUGAGAUGGUGUUUGCAGUCGGACCAAGAGAUGCGUAAGUGCGGGGACCUGGCGGCGAAAGCGCCCGUGUUCUCCUGCGUGAAACGGCAGAGCAGCCUCGCCUGCAUCCAGGCAGUGAAGGCGGGUGAAGCAGAUGCAAUCACUCUGGAUGGAGGGGAUAUCUACACAGCAGGGCUGAAUAACUAUGACCUGCACCCCAUCAUUGCUGAAGAUUACGGAAGGGAUACAGACACCUGUUAUUAUGCUGUUGCUGUGGCAAAGAAGGGUACCAAAUUUGGCAUCAGGGCACUCAGGGGCAAGAAAUCCUGCCACACUGGGUUAGGGAAGUCUGCAGGCUGGAACAUUCCCAUUGGUACUCUGGUGUCUUUGGGUGAAAUUAACUGGGGCGGCACUGAGGAAGGAUCAGUGGAACCAGCUGUGAGCAACUUCUUUUCGGCUAGCUGUGUCCCAGGAGCAACCAACCUCCCCACCAAAUUGUGUCAGUUGUGCAAGGGAGACUGCUCCAGAUCCCAAAAAGAGCCUUACUAUGAUUAUAAUGGAGCCUUCCAGUGUCUGGCUGAUGGAGCUGGAGAUGUGGCUUUCGUCAAGCACCUCACUGUUCCUGAUAAUGUGAAGGACGACUAUGAGCUGCUGUGCAAGGAUGACAGCAGGGCACCCAUCGACAGCUACAAAACCUGCCACUGGGCCAAAGUACCUGCCCACGCUGUGGUGAGCCGCAAAGACCCGGAGUUGGCCAAACUCAUUUACAAAAGCCUCACUGCUGUCCAGGGCUUUGACCUCUUCUCCUCUGAAAACUACGCCCCGGCCAAAAAUCUGAUGUUCAAGGACUCAACAGAGAGGCUGCUGGAGCUGCCCCCAAACACGGACUCUUUCCUCUACUUGGGCGCUGAAUACAUGAGCAUCAUCAGCUCGCUGAAGAAAGAACAGAAUGCAGACACUGAAUCAGGUACCAUUAGAUGGUGUGCUGUGGGUCACGCUGAGACAGUCAAGUGUGAUAGCUGGAGCACCGCCAGUCUUGAUGAAGAGCACGCCCAGAUUGAAUGUCAGAAUGGCGCCACAGUAGAAGAGUGCGUGAAGAAAAUUAUGCGAAAUGAAGCUGAUGCAAUUGCAAUUGAUGGAGGACAGGUCUAUACAGCUGGCAAGUGUGGGCUCGUCCCUGUCAUGGUGGAGCAGUAUGUUAAAGAGCUGUGUAACGCCACUGGAUCCAGACAGCAAGCCUCUUCUUACUAUGCUGUGGCGGUUGUGAAGAGAGCCUCUGGGGUGACCUGGGCAAACCUGAAGGGCAAGAGGAGCUGCCACACUGGCAUUGGCAGAACGGCUGGCUGGAACAUUCCCAUGGGUCACAUUCACAAAAUUAAUAAUAACUGUGACUUCAGUGAUUUUUUCCCUAGUGGCUGUGCCCCCGGAGCAGACCCCGCCUCUUCAUUUUGUUCUCAGUGUGCUGGCAGUGGCAAAGCCGUGGGAGAUGAUGCAAAGUGCAAAGCCAGUGCUGAUGAGCAGUACUAUGGCUAUGCUGGGGCCUUCAGAUGUCUUGUGGAGGGUGCUGGAGAUGUUGCCUUUAUCAAACACACCAUUGUUCAAGAGAACAGUGAUGGAAAAGGGCCUGCAUGGGCUCAGGGAGUGAAUUCUAUGGACUAUGGGUUGAUUUGUCCUGGGAAGGGUGUCGUCUCCAUCAGUGAGUAUGCAUCAUGCAACCUAGCCAAGGUGCCUGCUCACGCUGUAGUGACCCGUCCAGAAAGACGCAACGCUGUGAUUCGCACGCUUCUGCAGCAGCAGGUCAGGUUUGGCAGUUCUGUCACUGAUUCCUCAUUCAUGAUGUUCAAGUCGUUGAAUGGCAACAAGAACCUUCUCUUCAAAGACUCCACAGAAUGUCUGCUGGAGUUGAAAGCUGGGAUGACCUAUGAGUCUUUCUUGGGACCUGACUAUAUGACAGCCAUGGCAUCACUCAGGCAGUGCAGUGCUACUACUCCAGAUCUGGAGAAAUCUUGCACUUUUCAUUCCUGCCAGCAAAAAAACUAGUGGAGACAGCAGAAUAUACAGUGCCUCAGUCUGCCCCCAGUGAUUCAUGCAACCUACCUGCUCUGGACCCAAAGUUAACAUUACGUAUUUUGCUUAUCAUUGUUUUUUAGAAAAAAAAUCCACAAAACAGGAAAAGAAGAUCGGAUGUAUGUAGAACAUAGGUAACUGGCAUCAUUUUCAAUUACUAACACUGCAGCAAAUCAAAAUCUGUAAAUCAUAGGCCAUCAGAUGAUCCUCAUACUUUAGAAGCUGUUACUCUAGCUAAACAAGAUGGAAAUCUGAUUGAAUGAAGAAAGGUCUUUUUCUGGCACUUUACUUUUUCUCAAAUAAAACAUACCCUUUUUCAUGAUCUA
This is a messenger RNA of Lampris incognitus (smalleye Pacific opah), 2539 nucleotides long. RefSeq names its product transferrin-a (gene tfa). The record is from RefSeq and is a predicted model, not a curated record. NCBI's taxonomy places the organism in Eukaryota, Metazoa, Chordata, Actinopteri, Lampriformes, Lampridae. Bases 99 to 2186 code for a protein of 695 amino acids. The transcript has 17 exons. Gene Ontology annotation, biological process: iron ion transport; antibacterial humoral response. Gene Ontology annotation, cellular component: extracellular region; plasma membrane; early endosome.